Rhagoletis zephyria (snowberry fruit fly) is the source of this 647-nucleotide messenger RNA. Its product is annotated as mitochondrial sodium/hydrogen exchanger 9B2-like. The record is from RefSeq and is a predicted model, not a curated record. Gene Ontology annotation, cellular component: membrane. Gene Ontology annotation, molecular function: antiporter activity. Gene Ontology annotation, biological process: proton transmembrane transport. NCBI's taxonomy places the organism in Eukaryota, Metazoa, Arthropoda, Insecta, Diptera, Tephritidae.
CCCUACCUAAAUGGCUUACGCUUUGUUUUGACCAUCUUGGGCGGUACUGUAUCGGUGAUGGGCAGUCGUGCCAUUGGUUAUCCCUCAGCUGGUGCACUCGGCUGCAUGACAAUCGCAUUUUUUGCCGGCAUCGGUUGGAAGAGCCAGCAACAACGACUCACUGCACAGCAACGUCAACGUCAGUUGGAAAAUGAAAAUUCGUCGGUGGCCGCGCGUCUUGACCUCUUGUGGAAAUUCUUGAAACCUGUCUCAUUCUCGCUCAUCGGCAAAGAAAUUAAUUUCGCUGUGUUGGAUGGCCGAGUCGUCGGCUAUGGUGCACUGCUGGUGCUGCUCGGAAGUUUGUUCCGCUUGGCGUUCGCGUACUUGUCCACCUAUGGCGGCAAUCUGACGCAGAAAGAGCGUCUCUACAUUACAAUUUCCGGUUUUCCCAAAGCAACUGUCCAAGCCGCCCUAGGUCCGCUUGCUUUGGACAUGGCCAGAUCAUUAAGCGUAGUCGAUGAGCAAAGCAUCGCCUUGGCCAACAAUGUGCUUAUCAUUUCGGUGUUGGCCAUCAUUUUCACCGCACCACUGGGUGCUGUACUCAUGUUGAGAUUAGCGCCACUGUGGCUACAACGCGAGCGACGCGAAUGCAGAUAGCAAGUGCAAUG